GAAUGAGACACUCGCACCUUGAUCAACUCUCACACACCACAGUCAAACACCACUGAAUUGAGUGAAUGUCUGUCUGUCUGUCUUCACUCACAGAUAGAUGCGCGACAUAAGGCUCCCUUAAGCCACUGUGUGCCAGUGCACAUGGCAUAAGUCGCCUAGGGAAACCCAGUCAUACGAGCAUAAGUGCGUUUCGUUGAAUCCAUUACUUGUGUCUUUGUGGGAUGCACUCAUGAAUACCUGGCAGAAAAUAUCUCAUGUGCACAGACAAAAGGCACACCACGGAGGAGGUCUGUCUAUCGCAGACGCACACGGUCACAGCUCACACACACGUGUGUCGCUUCCAUUCAGCGAUCGAUCGACCAGCACACACGCGGGUAGAAUAAAAGCAGAAGCGGGCACACACACUCACACUCAACCACAGCAGCAGACAAUACAACCAAGGAGCGGGGGCACCACACACACACGGAGACAGUGACCGACCGAUCGAUAAACCAGCCGCGAAAAGGAUACACACUCACCCACCCAUCCACUCAUGGCAGACAAGCAGACAGACAGACAGACAAACAUCAACGCCGCGAUAAAAAUUCAGCCCGUUGCUGCCUUUCACUCUUGUGGCAAAAUGCGACCCACAUCGAUGGCACUGAGGGAGAAAGAGUGUAAGAGGCAAUCACACACAUACCCCCCCGCACACACGCACAGACACACAGAGUGAGAGAGAUAAAGAGUGUCACCGAUGAAUAAGGCAGCAGCGGAGAGCACACUCGCUCAUCCGUCCACUCAUGGCGGCCAGGCAGAGACACAGACAGACAGUGAGGGGUCAGAGGCGACGAAACCUGAGGCCCCCCCCUCCCCUGUGUGCGGCAAAGGUGCUGACAAAUGUGCCACAACACAAUGGGGAAUCACUCAAUCACAGACAUCACAAUGCACUUCCUCCUUCCCUCAAAGCCGUCAGUCACCCAGUCAGCCAGGCGACGAGGGAAAAGCCCCCGGCCACACACAUGAGUGUGUGACACACAGCCGCCCCCAUGUGUGUGUGUGUGUGUGUGUGUGUGUGCAGUCUCUCCUACUCUAUGCUGAUCAAACGCAGCUGACGGAAGCGGGCAGGAUAUCUGGGUGGCGCUGUGAUUCGCCAAAUCUCGCCCUCUCGCAUCGACAGCAACGGCUCACGCAACCAGUCAAUCAGAUCAGACACACGACGCACCUCCCCACGAUUCUCGAAGGCUUUGCGCUGGCCGUCGAAUCCAUAACGCCAUACGAUCAGGUCGAUCUUGACGCGGUCGUUGAGUGUCGGCACUCUGCCGGCGCCCUCCUGGAUCACCUCAUAUCGGUAGCCAGUCGAUGGCAGUGUGCCGGUCCGACGGCCAACACUGCUGCUGUUGGCGGUCUGCUGCUGUGACAAUGAGGAGCCCUCCUGCCGCUGACGCAGUGUGGCGCCGCCCCCAUUGAGCACACCCACACUGAGGAAUGAGCAGACACACACACAGCAGAGGGCAUUUAAAUGUCUGCCUGUGCCGCCAGUCAGUGCAGCCAUUGUGUGUGAGAUACCUGCUGGCCAGCUGCCGUAGGUCCAGAUUGACAUCUUCAAACAGCCUGAUCAGCCCAUAGUCGGUCUUGCGGAUAAACCGCCGCUCUCUGUCGCCGGCGAGAGGGCCGCCCUCCCCCUGCUGCACCAAAAUGUACAGCCCACUGCCGUCGGUGAAGACAUUGCGGCCCUCAAACAGACCCACCACACGGCCCGACAGACUGCUCACAGACGAUGACAUCCUCACAGAUCCAACGCGAUGCUGCACACACCACACACACACACACACACACAGAAGAGAGGGCACACAGAGGUGAACUUGUUGAUCAGAUCUCGGUCCUACUAUGGUCGCCUGUGCUGUCCUGACUCACCUGGCCUCGCGAGAAGGUUUGCCUCCCUGUCCUUGGGGCUGAGCUCGCAAAUGCCAGCUCGCACGACAGAACGCCAAGCACAAAAGGAAGGAUCUGUUCCUUCGCACGUGAACGACUCAU
Molecule: messenger RNA, 2013 nt
Organism: Vitrella brassicaformis
Lineage: Eukaryota; Vitrellaceae
Source: the annotation of a GenBank genome assembly